AUGCAAUACAUCGGAACUGUCCAAGGACUUUUCUUAACAAAUUCUAAUGUCCACUUUUGUCGUAUUCAAAUUGGUCAAGGCAAUGUAGACGUCUUCAUCCCACCACUAAGCACUUUAUUCGCUUUUCCAGGAGAUAUUGUGACAUUAGGAAUCUUCCCCCCUUCCUUAUGGAAAUUAAGUCUGUGCGACAAAAUCCAAUUUCUGGACGGCCCAUUCAACUCCUCCCUCUUCUUCUCAACUCAAAAUUUCAAUUCAAUUUUCGACGUCUUUUUGGCGCUUCGCACAGUCGAGAACAAACGACUUAUUCCAGUCGGGUGUGUCACCUCAAUCAACCAAAUGGCAAGUCUCGACGCGUGUUCGGGAUAUGUGGAAAACAACAUCUUCUACCCCGACGACAGAAACUUCCCGGUAUGGCCUGCUCCAAACACAUAUGUGGAAUUUCGUCGAGUGCUUGGGGUGUAUAACAGACAGGCAAUGAGCUUUGAAGUCCAAAAUGGAAGUAAAGAGAAGAACUUCAACAGAGAAAGCGAUAUGGAAAUAAUCAAAAUGGAAAGUGAAAGUCUGAAGAGAAUCAAAUUUGACUUUCCGUGUGUCCCAAUUACUAAUGCAACACCGUUAAUAUCAUUUGAUACAAAAACAGAAGAAAUUCGGAAGGAAGAACCGUUGAAGGAGAUCUUUAACGUCGAUUUGAGGAAUAGAAGAGUCUUCACGAUCGAUCACAGAACAACACGAAUAAGAGAUGACGCACUGCAUGUCUGCUAUGUUGGACCAAAUCUCAUUGAAUUUGGCGUACACUGCACGGACUUCACGGAAGACUUGAGCGUCGAGGAGUUCACUCAUUUGUUUAAUCAAAGACAGAAGGAAAGCGGUCACACAUUCAAUCAGAAGAUCUGCGAGAAACUCUCACUCGACUGUGGAAAGACUCUACACGCUUUUAGUAUACUCUUUUAUGUCAACACAACAACUUGCAGAGUGGAGCAAUGCUGCUUUGGAAAGAGUGUCAUACGGGUUCAAGCGAAUUUGACGACAGACCAAUUUACUCGGUUGAGUACGGCGAACACCGUCGACGACUUAAAAGUAUUUAAUGGCUUGAAAACAAGUCAAAUGGAUCUUGAAAGGAUUUGUAGUGACUCUAAAUUACUCAGUGAAAUUACAGAGAAAGUACUUUGUUUGUAUAUUGCUAAAAACACUGUUGGACAAGGAGACGUCAUUGCUGACUUGGGAAAAUUUGUGGGGAGAUGUAUGGGAGAACAACUCCAUCAGUACUAUGGCGAUCUUGCAUUAUUAAGAGAUUACCGCCCUUGGUAUUACAGAACUACAUUUCGGUCACCACUUCGUAAACUAUUUGACAUCUGUGUGUUGCGUCAAAUUGAGGCAAUGAAUUGUAAAUACGGUGUGGAACAAAUGGUCAUUACUGUAUGUGGUACGGCAGAGCGAUUACAAAUGCUUAUUGACGAACAGAAGAUUUUGCCUUUGUAA
Entamoeba invadens IP1 is the source of this 1479-nucleotide messenger RNA. RefSeq lists its product as hypothetical. Gene Ontology annotation, cellular component: P-body; exosome (RNase complex). Gene Ontology annotation, molecular function: RNA binding; 3'-5'-RNA exonuclease activity. Lineage: Eukaryota; Evosea; Mastigamoebida; Endamoebidae. Bases 1 to 1479 code for a protein of 492 amino acids. Gene Ontology annotation, biological process: mRNA catabolic process. The transcript is spliced from 2 exons. The record is from RefSeq and is a predicted model, not a curated record.